AUGCGCAGUCUCACGGAACUGAUUCGAGAAAUACCUCUCACUGAAGAAGACACGCCCGAAGACAUUUUUGCUUCGGCUCCUGGCUUCCUCUUCACCGACGACCUGCGCAAUCAACAUGGCGACCCGGGAUCCAUCAUCGUAUACAAAAGCCAGCGCUUCGGCGACAUAUCCCUGACGACUGCAGACCCAAACGGCGAGGAAGAAAGGACGCUGUUCAGCCACUAUCUGUGGAAUGCUGGAAUUCUGAUGGCUGAGCGCGUGUCUGGCCAACGCUUGUUGAAUGAACAAGAAGAAACGCAGUGGAGCGUUGAAGGACACAAUGUGCUCGAACUCGGUGCAGGCGUGGGCCUUGUCGGCAUCGCUAGCACUCUUGCAGGCGCCAGCGACGUAUGCUUGUCCGACUACCCGGCAGAGGUUGUGCUCGACAACAUUAAGCGCAACGUCAAGGAAAACAUACCGGAGUCACUCACACCAAAUGCGAGAGUCGAAGGCCACGCAUGGGGCGUCUUGGACGAUGACUUUGCCAAAGCACAUUAUCGCAAGUUCAAUCGAGUCCUGGCUGCAGACUGUUUCUGGAUGCCAUGGCAGCACGAGAACCUGGCAUUGUCGAUGCUUCACUUUCUCUCAGACGACCUGGAUGCUCGCGUGCUUGCUAUCGGAGGCUUCCAUACAGGACGAGCAAAGCUAGCAGCCUUUUUCGAUGUGGCCGAGGAGCAGGGACUGGAGGUUGAGGAGAUUUAUGAAGAAGAUGCUGAAGGUACACGAAGAGACUGGGUCAAGGAGAAGGAUGGCGGGAGGGAGAACGUGACCGAACGUAAGAAGUGGCUCACUAUUGCCAUCUUGCGACGAGGAAAGCAAGAAGCACUUUGA
Molecule: messenger RNA, 870 nt
Organism: Aureobasidium subglaciale EXF-2481
Lineage: Eukaryota; Fungi; Ascomycota; Dothideomycetes; Dothideales; Saccotheciaceae
Exons: 2
Coding region: 1-870 (289 amino acids)
Biological process (GO): peptidyl-lysine dimethylation
Molecular function (GO): protein-lysine N-methyltransferase activity
Source: RefSeq, a predicted model, not a curated record